AUGUUAAUGGAUUUAUCCAAUGGUCAUUUAUUGAUAAAAGAAGAAAAAAUUUUACGGAAAUUAGUCAAUAUGAUUCAUGCCACAACAACAAAUGAUUUCAAUCUAUGUACAAUUCAUUCACGUCAAUUACAAUAUUCAUUAUAUACUACUUAUAAUACUACUACUACUACUGCUACUACUACUCAUUAUAAUGAUAUUCCAUCAGCAGCAGGAGCAGGAACAGGAGCGUCGUCAGCAUCAUCAGCAGAAGGAUCAGGAUCAUCAAUAAUGAUUAAUUUAAAUGAAACAUUUUAUCCGAUAUUUCAUCAUUUAAUCACACAAAACUCUUUAACACAAAAUUUCUUGCAUGAUAUAUAUAGAUCUAUACAGAUUAUGAGAAAUUUCAAUCGUUGGCAUAGCAACAAUCACUACCACGUCAAACACAACCCCAACAAUCAUGAUACCAGGAAACAAUUAGAAGUCUAUUUAUUUCAUUUAUUACAAUUAAAUCAACCAAUGAAUUUUAUAAUCUGA
Molecule: messenger RNA, 513 nt
Organism: Schistosoma mattheei
Lineage: Eukaryota; Metazoa; Platyhelminthes; Trematoda; Strigeidida; Schistosomatidae
Source: the annotation of a GenBank genome assembly